Molecule: messenger RNA, 1486 nt
Organism: Lepus europaeus (European hare)
Lineage: Eukaryota; Metazoa; Chordata; Mammalia; Lagomorpha; Leporidae
Gene: ILKAP
Product: ILK associated serine/threonine phosphatase
Exons: 14
Coding region: 310-1374 (354 amino acids)
Biological process (GO): protein dephosphorylation
Molecular function (GO): protein serine/threonine phosphatase activity; cation binding
Source: RefSeq, a predicted model, not a curated record
CACUCCCCAGAUGACCACCAUGGCCGGAGCUGCGCCGAUCCGAAGCCAGGAGCCAGGAGCUUCCUCUGCUUCCUUCCUCAUGGGUGCAGGGGCCCAAGCAGGUGCUGUUGUCAGGCAUUGUUGCAGCUGGCUGGUGACAAACGUGCUUCAUCUCAUGCUUGUACCUCAACUGGAGGAGACAGACAAUGAACAUCGAACAUAGCAGGGACAGAAGCCCAGAGGGGACCCCUGCUCUUUGAGGAGCUCCCUCCGGCCAGCAGUACUGACUCAGAUGUUUUAGGUGUUGGACUGUCUUUAAGUUUUGAAUCCAUGGCGUCAGGGCCAGGGGGACCUUUGCUUUUUGAUGGCCUCCCACCUGCUGGCAGUGGUGAUCCAGGUUCCCUUGCCACAUCCGUGUCCCAGUCGGGGAGGAGUGACGGGAAGGGAGCAAAGCGGAAGACCUCCGAGGAAGAGAACGGCAGUGAAGAGCUUGUGGAAAAGAAAGUUUGUAAAGCCUCGUCGGUGAUCUUCGGUCUGAAGGGCUAUGUGGCCGAGCGGAAGGGUGAGAGGGAGGAGAUGCAGGACGCCCACGUCAUCCUGAAUGACAUCACCGAGGAGUGCAGACCUCUGUCAUCCCUCAUCACCCGGGUUUCAUAUUUCGCUGUGUUUGAUGGACACGGAGGAAUUCGAGCCUCAAAAUUUGCUGCACAGAAUCUGCAUCAGAACUUAAUCAGGAAAUUUCCUAAAGGAGAUGUGAUCAGUGUGGAGAAGACCGUGAAGAGAUGCCUCUUGGACACGUUUAAGCAUACUGAUGAAGAGUUCCUUAAACAAGCUUCGAGCCAGAAGCCUGCCUGGAAGGACGGGUCCACUGCCACGUGUGUCCUGGCUGUGGACAACAUCCUGUACAUCGCCAACCUUGGAGACAGCCGGGCCAUCCUGUGUCGUUACAACGAGGAGAGUCAGAAACAUGCAGCCUUAAGCCUCAGCAAGGAGCAUAACCCCACCCAGUAUGAAGAACGAAUGAGAAUACAGAAGGCUGGAGGGAAUGUCAGGGAUGGGCGUGUCCUGGGUGUGCUAGAGGUGUCUCGUUCCAUUGGAGACGGGCAGUACAAGCGCUGUGGGGUCACAUCUGUGCCAGAUAUCAGACGCUGCCAACUGACGCCCAAUGACAGGUUCAUCUUGCUGGCCUGUGACGGGCUCUUCAAGGUCUUCACUCCGGAAGAAGCCGUGAACUUCAUCUUGUCCUGCCUUGAGGACGAGAAGAUACAGAGCCGGGAAGGCAGGCCCGCCGUGGACGUCCGCUAUGAAGCUGCCUGCAACAGGCUGGCCAGCAAGGCGGUGCAGCGCGGCUCCGCCGACAACGUCACCGUGAUGGUGGUGCGGGUAGGGCCGUGAGGCCCCGCGCGGCCGGGGCACGCGUGCUCCUCCCGUGUGCGUGCUCAUUGUGUUCUGUGUCCUGCGGGCGCCCGUGGUUGUAAAUAAAGGCUGCUUUCUUUUUCCCUCCCUA